ACGGUGCAGAUUUGUCAAAUAGCCCGUGCAUGGCAUGGUUGACAGGGUAGCUAACGAUUCAGGCAGGGAACCAGGUUGGACAAUUUUAUCAGCCUUCAGCAGAAGUUAAACUGUCUGAGUUAGUAGCAACUCCAUCUCCUCCGCUCGUUUCAGCAGCUGUCCUCACUCUGCCACCGCGGAUUCCCACGUUUGUCAUUGCUCGGCUAGCUAACUAACGCCAGUUAACGCAGCUCUUUGAAAAUGGCGGAUGUACCGACAGAGAAGAGCCUGGACGAUUUCUUUGCCAAGCGGGAUAAAAAGAAGAAGAAAGAGAAGGGGAAGGGGAAGGAGUCCACCGCUGGGCCCACGUCGGCUGUGGUGAAAAAGACCAAGAGGGAGAAGGAAAAAUCGACGAAAAACGAGAAUCAGGACGCGCAGGUUGAUAAGGAGGACGAGGAAUGGAAAGAGUUUGAGCUGAAAGAAGUGGAUUACAGCGGGCUUCGGCUUCAAGCUUUACAGAUAAGUGACGAGAAAGAGGAAGAGGAGUAUGAGAAGGAGGAGGUUGGGGAGGAUGGAGAGAUCAUUUUGGUCAGUGGAGACAAAGUGUCUGGUCCCUGGAACAAGUCUGGUGCUGCACCUCCUCCUCCUGCACCUGUUGAGGAUGUAGAGGUGCCUGAGGCGAAGCCCGCUGGUGUUUAUCGCCCACCAGGGGCUCGACUGUCCACCACCAGACGAGGCCCUACCCAGGGCCCUCCUGAGAUCUUCAGUGACGCACAGUUCCCGUCUCUGCUGGCCACCGCCAAGCAUGUUGAGACACGCAAGGACAGAGAAAUGGAGAAGACCUUUGAGGUUGUGAAACACAGGAACCGUGGCAGAGAGGAGACUGGCGGCGCUUCUAUGCAGCACUUGCAGCUUGACAACCAGUACGCCAUCCUGGGGGAUAAGUAGAGCCGCUUCCCUCCGUCCUCUGGCCCCUCCAGCAUGGUCCUGCCCAGCCCCUUGAAGGAAGCUGAACUCCAGCUGUGUGGACUGCAGUCCUGACAGAGCUCAUGCUGCCACCAUCACCACACUGGUUACUCACACAAACACACAGCCCCAUAAAUACACAAACCGAUACACAGUAAUACCACUGCAGCACAUACAGCGACACUCCCUUUAAAUAGAUCAGACUUUACAUACAUUUGGAUGGCAAAACUGCAUCAAGGACUGCAUCUGAAGGGGCUGAUGAAAGAGGGAAUGAUUGAAAUGGAAUUAGCAAAAUACACCCAAACGUACAACACUGCAGCAGCAACAAAAGGCAACGUAGUUGUCCUUUGUGGAUUAUACUCAGAGCAGCAGUUGUGUGGUGCAACUUCUCUCUGGACUUCAACUUGCUUUGAUAAAGCCACAGAGGAUCGAAGAUGACUUUAGGCAAGAUGAUUUUACAAACUUCUGUGAAAAUAUCUAUUUUUUUGCAAGAUGGUUCUAACCCAAUCGCACAUGGUUAUUUUGAGGUGUGUUUUUGAGUUGCGGUUGGGGCUUCGGGAGUGGGGAUACUACCUCAGCAGCAUAGCUGGUGGUGACCAUAUGGACUGAGCAUUUUUUUGCUGUGGUGGUGAAGGGGGCAAACACCAACCCCCCCCUCAUACAAGCUGACCAUCAGGCUCUUUGAUUUAGAAACUUGAAGCUUUGUUUUUUCCAUUCAUGAUGAUGAUGAUGAUGAUGAUGAUGACACUUUGCAAAGAUCUAUGGACAAGAAGAGCUAGGUUGUGGUCCUCAUUUAGAAUUUCUAUAUAAAGUGGCCUUACUGAUAGAAAGAUACUGCAUUGUCAUCCGAAGUGAACUUUGCUUGUUGUCUUGCGGGCUGUUGCCUGCCUCUGGAUCUCACCACUUUGUGAAAAAACAACACAUGCAAAAGGAAAAAAAAAUUCUUCUGUUCAAGAAUGUAGUGCUGUUGUAGUUUGCCUGAUGAUUACAACUACUAACUGUCUUUCAUAUCCACUGUUUGAUUUGCUGCCCUUAGUUUUCUCUUUAAACAUCAGAAAAAGAGUAAUUACAGCUUGGUUCUAACCUAUAACCCUUCUUUUGGUAACAAAUGCUUUACUGCAGUUUGACACCGAGUUGUCUCAAACAUCACAGUGUCAAGAAAAUGUUGGGGAACCACUUUAAAUGCAGAUUUGUUGAGGUUGUUUGCCCAUGCUGAGUUCACAACUUUUAGAGUUUGUUGUAAAGUGGUAUAUUUCCAUCUCCAGUUUUAAUACUUUUCUUUUGUUUUUUUUUUGUUUUGUUUUUUUAUCAAGGCCUUUCCUCAUAGGUAAUCCCACUGUCUCCGUGUCAUGCAGACUACCCCCAAACCAACAGAACAAUCCACUGACAAAACAGUGGUACACCUAGUUAAUAUCUAAUGGGUUUUUACUACAGACAUAGUUUUGAAAGGUGAAGAAAAACUGGAUUUAUGUUCUAUGUAUGUUCCAUAAAAUAUGUCAGGAGGCAUUGAUCCCUGUUGGGGCACUUCGGGUGAAAUUAGAUAAUAUUUGUGAUGAGAUGAAAAGAGCUUAACCCCAGAAAUAAAGUGGUCCUUGUGAAUUUA
Messenger RNA from Stegastes partitus (bicolor damselfish), 2548 nucleotides. RefSeq names its product carnitine deficiency-associated gene expressed in ventricle 3 (gene cdv3). Lineage: Eukaryota; Metazoa; Chordata; Actinopteri; Pomacentridae. Gene Ontology annotation, cellular component: cytoplasm. Bases 241 to 927 code for a protein of 228 amino acids. The transcript is spliced from 5 exons. The record is from RefSeq and is a predicted model, not a curated record.